UGAGAACGUACAUCGCAAAGGUACAGCCACUGGAAGCAAUUGGCACAUUUUUACGCACGGGAACUUCGAGACGCCAUUGGCUCAGGUGGGGUAAAAAAAUGAAGCUUGGGGUCGUGUGCGGGAAACACCACAGCCUGAACUUCCUCGAGACCACCGCCAGGCCGCCAGAGCCGAGGGAGUGCGAGGAGUUGGGCUCGGAUGGGGACUGCGCGGCGCACAGUCCCCUCGCCGGCAAAUCGAAGCCGUACAUGCGCAGACCCAAACCGCCGUUCUCGUACAUCGCCCUCAUCGCCAUGGCCAUCCGGGACUCGCCGCACGGACGCCUGACCUUGGCCGAAAUCAACGAAUAUCUCAUGAACAAGUUUCCCUUCUUCCGCGGCACCUACACGGGCUGGAGGAACUCUGUGCGCCACAACCUGUCGCUCAACGACUGUUUCCACAAGGUGCUCCGGGACCCGUCCCGGCCGUGGGGGAAGGACAACUUCUGGAUGCUCAACCCGCACAGCGAGUACACGUUCGCCGACGGCGUGUUCAGGCGCAGGCGAAAGCGCAUCAGCAUCCGCCUCGGCAAACAGAAGGAGGAGGAGGAGAAAAGCAGCUGCGAGGACGCGCCGCCGAUCGCGGCGAAAAAGUUCUCGAGUUCCUUCACGAUAGACAACAUCCUCAGCACGCCGUUCAGACGGGACUCGAACCACGUCCAAGGCUACGCCGUCGUCAUGAUGCCGCGUUUCGAUCCACCUGUGUCGCCGCUUUACGUGCUCCCGAGUGGCCUCGCCAACCUUGGAGCUGCGCAUGCGCCAACUUGCCGGCUUCUCCAACAAACUUUGAACCCUCCAUCGGUCGGUCGCAGUGUUUCCCAAAGUUUACUGAGCGCAUAUUUUACAUGAGGGGGGAAAAAGUAUAAACUGAAGUCAUGGCGAGCUUGUCCAAAUGAACUCAUAUUUAUUGAUUCAAUGUGAAAGCUGGCCUGUUUAAAAACGCAAUUGUUCUGUUGUGUUGAAUGGCAACAGGUUAAUUGUGCUUUCUGCCAUCUAGUGGAAAAUCAUUGAAUUGUUUUACCUGACAUACGGCCCAAGCAUGGAAACACAAGGACGUUUAUUGUAAAUUAAUAAAUGCAAUUUUUGAAAAACUACAAAUUGGAUAAUUUCUCAUGGUGCCUUUGAUGAUCGCUCACGAGAAUCACAUUUUGGGACCCAUGCUCAUAUGCCUUCCUCACCAAACCUAAAUCAUAUGCACUGGUGAGGUGAUGGACUGAAAGCAAUUGACCAAACAAUAGUCGAUCUUCUGCCUAAUUGAUGAUUUUCGUGUGCCCCCCCCCCCACACACACACAUACACACACACAGUUUAUUUUGUAAUUCCAGUACAUAUUAUUUGGUCAUAAUUUCUUGACUUGCUUGAGCAUUUUUGUUACAUUUUAUAAACCUUCUCAUGUUGUCAUUUAAAUUAUGAAAAAAAAAAAUUAAAGAUGUGUAUAU
Messenger RNA from Hippocampus comes (tiger tail seahorse), 1476 nucleotides. It is a transcript of the gene foxq1a, whose product is annotated as forkhead box Q1a. Gene Ontology annotation, biological process: anatomical structure morphogenesis; regulation of transcription by RNA polymerase II; cell differentiation. Bases 99 to 887 code for a protein of 262 amino acids. The record is from RefSeq and is a predicted model, not a curated record. NCBI's taxonomy places the organism in Eukaryota, Metazoa, Chordata, Actinopteri, Syngnathiformes, Syngnathidae. Gene Ontology annotation, molecular function: DNA-binding transcription factor activity, RNA polymerase II-specific; RNA polymerase II cis-regulatory region sequence-specific DNA binding. The transcript has a single exon.